CGUCAGCGGCAGCCCUCCGGCGAUUGGGGCGCGCUCACCCCCCUCGGUUGGGGGCGAAUUAUAAAGUGGCAGCGGCCGCCGCCAGCCCGGGCACAGCGAGGGGAGGCGAGGCCGGAGCUCCGAGACCUGCAGUCCAGCCCGCGGCCCCGAGGCGACCCCGACCACCACCGAGACGUGUCCUGGCUGGGACUCCGCUUCUCUCUCCGACCCGGCUGCGCCAUCUGAACAGCAUCCACCCCAUGGCGCGGUUCCUGACACUCUGCACCUGGCUGCUGGCGCUCAGCCCCGGGCUCCUGGCCACCGUGCGGGCGGAAUGCAGCCAGGACUGUGCCACGUGCAGCUACCUCCUGGCGCGCCCCGCCGACAUCGACCCGCUGGCUUGCACCCUAGAAUGUGAGGGCAAGCUGCCCUCCCUCAACACCUGGGACGCCUGCAAGGAGCUGCUGCAGCUGUCCACGCUGGAGCUCCCUCCAGAGGGCACCAGCGCCCUCAGAGAGAGCAGCCGGCCCGCCGAGAGCCACUUGCUAGCCAAGAAGUACGGAGGCUUCAUGAAAAGGUAUGGGGGCUUCAUGAAAAAAGCCGACGAGCUUUCUCCUCCGGAGCCAGAAGAGGAGGCCAACGGAGGUGAGACCCCGGCCAAGAGAUACGGAGGCUUCAUGAAGAAGGAUGCAGGCGAGGAUGAGGCCCUGGGCAAUGCCUUGGACCCCCUGAAGGAGCUGCUGGGCACCGGGGACCACCGCGAGAGCAGCCCCCACCAAGAGGCCGGUGAUGAAGAAGUGAGCAAGAGGUACGGGGGCUUCAUGAGAGGCUUGAAGAGAAGCCCCCAGCUGGAAGAGGAAGCCAAGGAGCUGCAGAAGCGAUACGGGGGCUUCAUGAGAAGAGUGGGCCGCCCCGAGUGGUGGAUGGACUACCAGAAGAGGUACGGGGGCUUCCUGAAGCGCUUCGCCGACUCUCUGCCCCCAAACGAAGAAGGGGAGAGUUACUCCAAAGAAGCUCCUGACAUGGAGAAACGAUAUGGAGGGUUUAUGAGGUUUUAAUUACCCUUUCCCAUCUGCGACCCCAGGCCCCAAGCAAGCAAGCCUUCCUCUAUCCCCCAGUGACACUGCCUUGCUAAUCGUGUUCUAUUGCCAUGUGUUGCUUGCGUUGUAUGGCUGACUUGGUUGUCUGAAUAACUGCACGACCUGAAAGCUCUCUUCAGGUGCUGUGAUCGUUUGAGAGUCUGUAAGCUCAGUACUGGUGUGUUGCAGCUGUCUUGUUUUCGUGCCAAGAGAGUCUUUUGUCACCUUGUCCGUUAUUUUUGACAAAGCACCAAUAAAUGCUUACUUGUUUGUGGAUAUAAUAAACCCGUUACCCUGAAUGCA
Pipistrellus kuhlii (Kuhl's pipistrelle) is the source of this 1361-nucleotide messenger RNA. It is a transcript of the gene PENK, whose product is annotated as proenkephalin. Gene Ontology annotation, molecular function: opioid receptor binding. Lineage: Eukaryota; Metazoa; Chordata; Mammalia; Chiroptera; Vespertilionidae. Gene Ontology annotation, biological process: chemical synaptic transmission; sensory perception; neuropeptide signaling pathway. The transcript is spliced from 4 exons. Gene Ontology annotation, cellular component: neuronal cell body; axon terminus; plasma membrane. Bases 240 to 1037 code for a protein of 265 amino acids. The record is from RefSeq and is a predicted model, not a curated record.